Molecule: messenger RNA, 504 nt
Organism: Alternaria novae-zelandiae
Lineage: Eukaryota; Fungi; Ascomycota; Dothideomycetes; Pleosporales; Pleosporaceae
Exons: 3
Coding region: 1-504 (167 amino acids)
Source: RefSeq, a predicted model, not a curated record
AUGUUCCACCACAUCAUAUCGUUCUGCGACAACGCAACGCUCUUCCAGCUUAUGCGCGCAUCACCUGCCACGCGCGAAGAAGCCGCCAAAACCUUCUGGUCUGACCCUGCCGUCGAAUAUCGCAUACGUGGCUCUUGGUUACUUUCUGGCGGAUAUACGGGCCUUACACAUGCCGCUCUCGAGGCUCACAAGUACAUGCAAUACAUCCUCAUCGAGCUUGGGAGUGCGAACAAGACUCUCUACGAUGACUGGGUGGAUCUCAUACGGCAUCGUACCAAGUUUUCAGAUGAGGAGGAAGCGAGACUCUACGCAGAGCACAAGAUAGCUGCGUUCUGGCAGGUACUACGCGAGUGGUGUCCCGAUGUCGUGAGCGUCGUGCUUCAUACAGACUAUAUUCUCGAAUCCGGCACAGAGCCCCCCAGCUUUCUCACGCAGCUGGCAGAAGCAUGUCCGAAUGAGAUUAAUGUCGAGGAAGCGUUGGCAGGCGAUCAAGUCUAUCAAUAA